AUAAGAAUUAAGACAAAAAAAUAUUCUCCAUGGAAAUAUUAUUUUAGUGCUCAUUCCCAAAAUCCUCACCCAAAGCAAUGUUAGUUAGUGAUAGUUUCCGGUUAACUUGAAGAUUUUUUAGCUCAAUUCUACCCCUAUCAUGGGCGCUUCAGAGUCUACUUUCCCCACCGUACAGACGCCGGAUGACCAAAUCACCACCGUAACAGCACCGUUGGAAGCCUCUGAUCCCAUUUUAGAGCGCCUUAAAUCCCUCAAAAUUACGCCGCCGGUGUUGACGUCGCCUCCAACGGAGGGUACUUUAACUGAUAUUUUAGUGAGGCGGCCUUCGUCGUCCCUGGGUACGGCUACAGUGAAUCCCAAGGUUUUACUUGAGCUCUUCUCAAUGUACCGUGAUUGGCAGGAAGAAAGGGUCCAAGAGAUAAGCAAAAACCAGGAGGAGAUAGAAAACAAAAUAGAAGUUGCUGAUGCUUUGGCAAUCAAACUUCUUCAGCGAUAUAAUCACUCAACGUCCACAAUGAAGACUGCUUCACAGCAUCUCUCGGGAGUUCAUUCAUUGCAGGUAGAGAUUGGAAGGCUCAAAGGAAGGUUGACCGAAGUUAUCAGUAACUGUGAUGCUUUGUGCAAGAGGAUUACCGCAGAGGGCCCAGAACCCCUUCGGUCAUCUAUGAAACCUUUUGCAAUUGCUAAGGCUGAUCAAGAAAUUUGCUCAAGUUCAACUAACUUGCAAACCUUAACAAAAACAAGGCCACCUUCUGCAGAAUAGUAGUUGGACUAACAGGUUUGAUUAUUGCUCAUAUUUUCAGAAGGUUCUUGCAUUUUAGUGGAGCUUGAGAGCUUGAAGAGCUUUUGCAUCACAGUCACGUGAUUGAGUAAUUUUGUAUGGACCAUGCCUUGGAUGGAGGGAACAAAGCUUUUCAUUAAUUGAGAUCUAACUCAUGGCAACCUUAGAGCAAUAGGGCCAUGUUACAUUGCCUCUAUAUUAGGGAGCUUUGGAUCCCAUCACCGACACUCAAAGUUUGGGCUUGCUAAUUGGAUGCCAAAAAUUGAAAGUAGGUCACAAUAAGUGAUCAGAUGUGAAGCUAUUUUUCAUUUUAUUUAGUCAUUUUUUAAGUUUGUGAUUUUGGGAUGACCCCACUAUAGUUUAAGGCAUCUCAGUUAGAGAGUGAAUAAGGCCAAUUACAUUAUAAAAUGUGCACAUAACCAUGUAAUUGUUCAACAUUUUGCUUUUGUCCUCAACAGUGCUAUUUUAACAUUCAAA
This is a messenger RNA of Lathyrus oleraceus (garden pea), 1258 nucleotides long. RefSeq lists its product as uncharacterized. The record is from RefSeq and is a predicted model, not a curated record. The transcript has 6 exons. The coding region runs from base 140 to 763 and encodes 207 amino acids. NCBI's taxonomy places the organism in Eukaryota, Viridiplantae, Streptophyta, Magnoliopsida, Fabales, Fabaceae.